UCCAAUGGUUGCAGCUGGUAAUUUUCUGUAGAUUCAGUGGGGAGAAUUUCAAUUUAUAUAUCCUUUUACAUUUUAAGCUUUCUCUAUGGGCUUGAUUUCUGUCUUACUCUGUUAAGGCUUUCAUUUAGAACAAAAAGCUAAAACAAGUCAAUGCUUGUUCUCACAUGAUCUUUUGUAACAUCCCUCAAUACUCUGUUUAAGAGUAUUGAGUUGUUCAAGACAUCCACAAUAGCCUCUGAUGGCACAGCCAGUGAUGUUUUAGCGUAACAUUGUUUGUUGAACUAAAAUGUUAUGGUGACAUUAGAUCAAAAUUAAGUUAGAUGGAUUGACAGCUGAAUGUCAAGGCUUUAACAGGUACAUGUGUUUGAUCAGGCUUAAUAGUUUUCAACAUUGGAUACAUUAUUUUGAAUAAUUACAGCAAACAGGAAAAAGCAUAGACACUUUAUUGUGGAUAGGUUUUACUAAGUCCUGUCUGGUAAGAAUGCUGCUCCGCUACAUCAGCCCAGAUGUGGUAUUAUCUGGAAUAUUUUUCCUGACAAACUAACUAUAUACAGCGCUUAAAGUUCUCAGACACCAUGCCUGCUUUCAGGCAUAGAGCAGUUUUAAAUUCAUAUAAUACUUAAUUCAAUACAUUAUGCACAUUUCCUCCUGGACAACUUUUCAGGCUCACAUAUGUUUCUUGCUUUAAUCCGUGUAUAUAGGUCAAAAUGGAUUCGACUUAAAGUUUAUUCUACUAGGACAUUUCAGAGAAAUAAGUCAUAGAAAAUUUGUGAUCUUGCUUGAACAGUCUGAUACUCUUGAUAUUGACUUCUAAUGCAAGACUUACUUACAGCAUCUCUGGGUCAAAGCAGAAUAAAGUGAUACAAAUUAUUUGCUCAUGUACUUUGUGACCCAGGUUUGGUUGCCUUAAAUGGUUGAGACAUGACAGAGGAACUGUAAAAACACUCAUUAGACGCUCUGGGCCCUGGGGGCACGUGGAUCUUUUGUCUGCCUAUGAGAUGCUCUGCGCCUGAGAAAUGUGACACCACACUCUCCUUUUCAAGCCUCUGUGGUUUGAUGUCUCAUGCUGCAGUUUUGGCUUAGAGACCAUUAAUUUGGAGACAGAGGGAAUAUAAAGCAGACUGGAAUAUUUUCCCAAAACUCCCUUUUUUUUUGUAAGAAAUGUCCUCAUGAAAGUGGAAAUCAUAUUGUUUAUAUGAUUGAAUAUCCAGGUCAGUUUGUUUUCCAUAAGAUGUGUUUACAUUUAUGUGUAACAGAGACGUAUACAUGCACCGUGUCUAAUAAGCACUCAGGGCUAUGCAAUAUCAUGUGGCUGUGUUACAAUAGGCUGUUUAUGUGGAUCAGUGGCAGUCUGGGGCAAAAGAGUGGCUGCAGCCAGGCACAGUGCAGAGCUUCUCAGUCGGCCUCAGCCUCGUUUCUUAACUGUAUGUAAAGCAGCCAGAUUUUCAAGCCAUUUUCGACCCGAGGCCAUGUCAUUUACCAAAUGAAUGGCCCUCCUUUCUGGACAGUUGAGCCAGUUACAGUCUAUCAUGCCACGAGACAAGUGAGCCCACAGUAUUACUUUUCACUGCAGAGGACUGUUUUCAAUGGACUCAUUUGCAUACCCUCAGGGCAUGGCACGAGUGAAGCAUAAUAAUAAUACAUGAAACAGUUUAUGGACAUAUUUGAUGGCUGUUACUAAAGAUUAAAUACAGCUUGUGUUCAUCUUUCCAGUCUCAAGUCAUGACUAGGCAUGAUGAGGAACUGUCUUCCUACAUGUUGUUUUACCAACAAAAGGAUCUUUUUUUGUACUGCGUACUCUCACUGCUCUGCUGUAGUUUUAUGACAGAAGUAUUUUAGUCAUGGACAUAUCUGCAGGAAAUAGUUAUCAAAUCUGCAACAUAAUUAUUGAUCAGAUAAGAUUAACAGAAAUUAUUUUGCAGACUUUAUAUUACUGUUUCUUAUCUAACACAACUCUAGCACAGCUAGGAGAUUGCCCACAUUUAUUCAGAUGUUGAAAUUACCUGUUUAUGUGGGUUUUGCACAGUAAUACACCCUCAGAAUUUGUUUAAUAUUCUAUCACCACCUUCACUGUGCUCUAAAGUAGAAAAAUAUGCUUUCUAAAACAACAUAAGUCUGGAUAAGUUUCUUCUUUAUUCUUCAGAGUGCUCAUAAAAGCUAGAUCAGAUAACAAAAAACAUAAUUUGAUGGAAUCAGAGGAGCAAAAAUUGACUAAAAAUGUAAUGCUCUUGCCAAGGAAACCAGCCCCAAUGAAUUGUUUUUGGUCCCACGGGUCAUUAGGUCAUAAAACUCAGCAAAACUUGUCUUUAAAUGAUUUAUCUCUUACGUGUCUUCGUCCUACACUGUAAAGUGAGGUAGCACAAUUGUAGGAAACUAAAGGGGGUUACAUCCAAGGGUGUGUGCUCUGUGUCGGGACUCAUCUGACUGAGUGAUUCUGCUUCUUGUGAUUUACGGUAGACUGAACUGUGGCCUCUCAAGCUGACUCCUGAUGCCUCUAAGAAAGCUGAGUGAGAGUCACACGGUGCUUCCUCUGGCCAGGGGGUCAGGUUUGAGGAGGGCUGAGGACGUGGAAGGGGUCACUGGGCAGGAAGACAACAAGCUGGUGAAGACAGAGGCAAUAUCACAGCUGGACGUCUCUGAUGCUUUUACACUCCUGGAUGGCUCGGUGGGGAACCUUGAUGACCUGGUUCAGGAGUACUCCCAGUAUUACGGCACCUCCCUCAGCGACGUGUGUGAAAGGAUGGAGGAGCUACGGAAACGCAAAGUAGUGCAAGAUACAGAGAUGGGAAAGGUUGACUCAGUGGCCACAUCACUGCAACUCCGCUCUCAGAUCCAGGAAUCUCUUGGACUCAGCAGCACCACAUCCACUCCAGAGAUAGAGAGAAAGUUUCCUGUGCACAAAUCUAGCUCUGAUGAUGGAUCAGGGGGAAAAUGGGAUGGAAAAAGAAAGAGCAAGUCUUUUUGGCAGAGUUUCCGAAAGUCACAGAAAGGAGUGAUGCGUCAGAUUUCUAAGGGUGAUGACGUUGGUUUUGUGGCCAGUGAAAUUACCAUGAGUGAUGAAGAGCGUAUCCAGCUGAUGAUGAUGGUGAAGGAGAACAUGAUCUCUAUAGAGGAAGCCCUGGCACGGCUAAAGGAGUUUGAGAUACAAAACAGACAGACGUGCAGGUUCGAACCCACAGAGUGGACCGACCCCUCCAGUCCCACCAAAACUGAGUUGUUCAACUGCAACCCUUGUGACCUGUCAGACAAUGAACAAGAAGAAUCUGUGACGUUCAGGAGACUCCAUAAACUGGUCAAUUCAACCCGGAAGGUGAAGAAGAAGCUGAUCAGAAUUGACGAGUCUAAGAGGCCCGGAGCAGAGGAGAGCCUGAGUGUAGAUGGGCUUCACUUCGGAGAUGCCAGCACCUCCCUGUACUCAGAUGUGCAGAAGAAGCCAUCAGUUUGCCCCAUAGACUCCCUGGCCUCAGCUCUGCAGGAUCAGCUCACCUACGACAGGGACUCUGACAGCUUGACCACCUCCCCCUCAUCCAGCAGCCUGGACACCUGCAGCAGCCAGAAGAUCUUCAAUGCCUUUAACAAGUCCAGUGCCAGCCCUGUUCAUCAGGAGACAAAUGUAGCAGCGGAGGUGAGAGAGGCAGGUGAAGGCAGCGGCUCCUCCUUUUUUGAAUCGGUCGGCUGCAGUGAUGAGGAACCCAAAAUAGCCCGUUCAGUGACUGAUGGAGAGCUCCGUCACCGGGUCCUCAGCCCACUCAGCCACCAUGGGAGAGCCUGCAGCUUCGGAGGAUUUGAUCUGACCAACCGCCCAAUGCACACAGUCAUCUCAGACAGUGAUGACACAAACAAAGACGGAGACGGUGUGAGAAAUGCUGUUAAGUCUCCACCGACAUCUCGUAUUUCUCUGGGAAAAAAAGUCAAGUCUGUGAGAGAAACGAUGAGAAAACACAUAUCCAAGAGAUACCACUGUUCUCUCUCUGAACAGUCAAGCCCAGACCGUACAUCCAGCUGCCCUCACUCACCUCAGACAGACUCUGACUCUUUGGAGAAACCCAAACUUAAACCAGGAGGGUCUGUGGAAAGCCUUCGGAGUUCCCUUAGCGGACAAAGUUCCAUGAGUGGUCAGACAGUGGGCACCACCGACUCCUCCAACAGCAACAGAGAGAGUGUGAAGUCUGAGGACGGGGAAGAGGAUGAGCUGCCUUACCGUGGACCUUUCUGCGGACGCGCUCUAGUUCAUACUGACUUCACCCCCAGUCCCUAUGACACAGACUCCCUCAAACUGAAGAGCGGAGACGUCAUCGAUAUCAUUAGUAAGCCGCCGAUGGGUACAUGGAUGGGGAUGCUCAAAGGUAAAGUGGGCACCUUCAAGUUCAUUUAUGUGGACGUCCUGAACGAAGAGGAGGUGAAGCCCAAAAAGACACGCAGGAGGAGGAAGGCCCGGCAACCCAAACCCACCUCCGUAGAGGAGCUUCUUGAUCGCAUCAACCUCAAAGAGCAUCUUCCCACCUUCCUUUUCAACGGUUAUGAGGAUCUGGACACGUUCAAGUUGCUAGAGGAGGAGGACCUGGAUGAGCUGAACAUCAGGGACCCCCAGCACAGAGCUGUGCUGCUCACCGCUGUGGAGCUGCUGCAAGAGUAUGAUGGUGGGUCAGGAAGCAGCGAUCCAGAGCGUAGCAGCCAGUCCGGAGGCUCACAGGAGAAGCUGCUCCUGGACAGGCGCGGCCUUAUGGGAGACUCCCCGCGGGACUCAGGCUGCUACGAGAGCAACGAGAACCUGGAGAACGGAAGGGACAAAAAGACAUCUUCAUCCAUGAGCAGGUCCUCCUCCGGUUUCGAGUCAAGCCACCUCCCGUCCCCAGAGUACCCUGCCCUCCCCCUGACCCUCACCUCCACCAGCCCUAGUAAGACUUUACACCCCAGUAAACCAGGAUUCCUGCCCUGUAUCUUACCAUCAGUAAGAACUCCUAAGAGCAGCGUGAGUCUCUUAAGCCCAGGAAAAGGUAUCGCUAGAAGCCGGAGCUGCACUGAGUUAAGAAGAAACCCAACACCGGGGCUGCUGAGACGGUGUUUCUCCCUGACAGGCCUUUACAAAGAGCAGAGCAGAAAACAUCUCGUCCCUAAAGACUGGAAGCUGACUGCUAGGGGCAAGAACGAGGAGAGCACGCAGCACAAAGUAAAUCUUAAAAAACAUUCUGAUGUCAUGUUUACAUCCUGUCAAUCUUCAACCGCAUCAUUUGAUGCUGUGUGCAGCACUUUGAACAAAGACACAACCAACGCCAGCGGCCCUAAACAAGCUGAAACAACACAAAGCGCACACCUCCAGCUACCCGCCACAGUUCCAGCAGAAAGGACCAAUCAUCCUGUAACGACACUUCCCGUACCAUACGGAGAAAUUGCCUGCAGGGACAACUAUACAGGAAACACCUCUUCUGAGGAUAAGAGUGGUCGUUUCAUUUCAGCCAGUUUGGAAGCCCGCCGGCUGAAAACUCAAAGAAACAAGAAGAAGUCCAUUAACUCAGUGAAUCUGGGGUCUCUGGUGGAAUAAAGACUGCAGGGUAUCGAUCUGACAAGGGAGCCAUUUUCUGAAAAGGUAUUGGCUUCAGAAUUACAGUAAGCUGCCACAGUAGUAGUAGUAGCAGAUUUUAUAUAGCUGUUAUUUUGCAGCUGGAUGAUCUUAAAAUGAGUUUUCAUAAUCUUUGAAAUACUGACUUUCUUUAACCAAUGAUUUCUGAAAAUGACUUUCAAAGAUUCAAAAAUACUGUAGUGUGCCAUAAAACUUGUUUAUCUUGAGGAGUUACUGUAUCAGUGGUACACUUUUUUCUUGCAGUAGUAAUAAAAUAGGUUUAAAUGUAUGUAUGUAUGUAUAUUUUAUUUUCCUGUGCUGUCUUUUUAAGUUUCACAUGUGAAUUACACAACAAAGUUUCCUGUUUGUUUUGUUUUUCUCUAAACUUUCAUUUCAACAAACAGCCUAGUAGGAUUAAUUUGACUUCAGGAAACUCAGCCAAAGUUUAUGCAGUGUUCCAACAUGUUUGUAUAUUAAUGAUCUAUCUGUAAACACAACUAAAUCAUGUUCAAGUUUGGUUAGUUAUUAAAUAGUCCACAUAUUCUCUAUUCAGCUGAACCCAUCUGUAGAGACCUGGUCAGAGUCUAACAGUUGUGCAAGCAGCAGCGCUUAGCGAUGAAAAAACAAACAAAAAACAAAGUCUUUAUUAAUAUAUUAUUCAAUGCUGCAUUUACUGUAACUCUGUGUUUUUUAAUUUUAAUUGUCAUACAAGGUCUUUUUUCAACCCAUUUUAUGUAAAGUGUUGACAGAGAAUUUUGCAGUUG
Molecule: messenger RNA, 6324 nt
Organism: Thunnus maccoyii (southern bluefin tuna)
Lineage: Eukaryota; Metazoa; Chordata; Actinopteri; Scombriformes; Scombridae
Gene: sash1b
Product: SAM and SH3 domain containing 1b
Exons: 18
Coding region: 2489-5542 (1017 amino acids)
Molecular function (GO): protein binding
Source: RefSeq, a predicted model, not a curated record